Messenger RNA from Closterium sp. Naga37s-1, 600 nucleotides. The record is from the annotation of a GenBank genome assembly. NCBI's taxonomy places the organism in Eukaryota, Viridiplantae, Streptophyta, Zygnematophyceae, Desmidiales, Closteriaceae.
AUGGCGUCUUCAGUGCUGAGCCUUCUCGAUCGAAGCCCAGACGACCCCGUCGCCACUCAGCUCCUUGCCACUCUUGCAAGCAGUAGUAACAGCAGCAGUAGCAGCACCACAGGCAGCAGCACAAGUAGCGGCAGCGCCAGCAGCAGCAGCAGCAGCAGCAGCAGCAGCAGCAGCGGCAGCGCAGGGGGUGCGAGCAGCCCCCUGGAGGCGGAGAGGAAGGCGUUUCCAGCGGUGAAGGGGCGAGCGGCGUGCGAGUAUGUGAACUACAAGGCGAUGGGGCUGUCGCUGUGUGUGGAGGACGGGAAGGUAGCGGCCGUGCACGUGUACAGUGACGUGCAUGGAUACAAGGCGUUUGCUGGGACCCUCCCCUUCGGACUUAAGGUGAGCAUGAAAGCCAAGGAGGUGGUGGCAGCGCUGGGGGAACCAGUCGUGAAAGCGGGGGGGGGCAGCAGUGGGGCGGUGACGGUGAUAUACUCGCAACUGAAGCCGGCGUUGCAGCGAGAUAUUGGGCUGCAGGUCACGUUCGUGGGGCGCAGCUGGGAAGAUGCUGACAAUGCUAUAGACUGCAUCACUCUGUAUUUUGCAACGGACAAGUCAUGA